UAUGAAUAGACGACUUGUGCAAAUGUUUAGCAAAUAAUUUGGUUAAGUACCUAAAUUCUAUACAUCAAAUGAACAACCAAUGGUUUUAAGAAAUGAAAAAUCAGGUUAUUAUGUUAAUCCAGAAGCUGUUGCUCGUCGAAUGAUAAAGGUGAUUAGUUUACAUGAUGAUGUUAAGAAUCCUUCAGCAAUCACCUUAUAAUCUACAUGGACUGAUAUUGGUUUAUCAGAUAUGGCAUAUGUAGAAGUAAAUAUCAAUAUAUAUAUAAAUAAAAAAGGUUAUGGUAGAAGUUGAAAGAGAGUUUGAAAUAGAAUUUCCAGAUGCUGAUGUAGAGUGUUUUAGAACUGUCAAUGAUGCUGUAGAAUAUGUAGCAAGGAGCUUCUUUGCUGUUUGAUUUU
This is a messenger RNA of Paramecium pentaurelia, 396 nucleotides long. NCBI's taxonomy places the organism in Eukaryota, Ciliophora, Oligohymenophorea, Peniculida, Parameciidae. The record is from the annotation of a GenBank genome assembly.